Messenger RNA from Aphidius gifuensis, 1923 nucleotides. RefSeq names its product SET and MYND domain-containing protein DDB_G0273589-like. NCBI's taxonomy places the organism in Eukaryota, Metazoa, Arthropoda, Insecta, Hymenoptera, Braconidae. Gene Ontology annotation, molecular function: protein binding. The record is from RefSeq and is a predicted model, not a curated record. Bases 1 to 1923 code for a protein of 640 amino acids. The transcript has 2 exons.
AUGACUUCUCCAGCUUCAUUAGAUAAUCCUGUCAAGCAAUUAAUAGAAUGGAAACAUGAGGUAGAAAAAAAAGUGUGUGAUAUAUUAAAUACCAUUGAGUUAAUUCCGAGUCAAAAUGAACGUAUUCAACUUGUGAUGGACAAAUUAUUUGAUGAAAAAAAUAAUGUGAGUAAAAGUAUCAUACUCUAUGAUAUAUUGAAUAAAAUACAACUUAAAGAUCAAGCAACAGGAAAGUGGUUCCAAGACCUUGGUCUUAAAUUUUAUGAGAACAACUCAAAAUUGGCCGCAUUGAUAAAUUUUACACAAGCAAUAGCAUAUACAUUACCGAAUACAGAGUUUUCAUCUGUUUUAUACAAUAAUAGAAGUCAAAUACUUUAUGAAUAUGGAAUGUUUGAAUCAUGCCUUGAAGACAUUGAACGUAUCACUGUUCUUCAUGUACCACAUCAGUACAAAGGUGCUUUUUUUCAUCGUAAAGCCACAUGUCAUCGUAAAAUGGCUUCUAGAUUAUCAACAAAGGUUGGUAAUCGAUCAAGUGAAUAUACAAAGUCACAUACAAAAGAUGUUAUCGAAGCGAUUCAACAUAAUGAUAAACUUUUAGGAGACCCAAUUGACAAAGGUAAUGAAGUUCGUUAUAAUCCACCUCUGCCAAUAUUAAAUAAUAAAAAUUCAUUAAUUCCUGGUUUAUCUGAUGCUGUUAAAUUGAAUUGUACAAAUGAACUUGGUCGUUUUAUAACAGCAACAAGAGAUAUUUCACCUGGUGAAUUAAUUGGCAUUUGUAAAGCACAUGUUAGUGCUGUUACAUUUACUGAAAGACUUAGGUUUUGUUGGCACUGUACAAAGAGUACAUGGAAUGGUAUACCAUGUGAUCGUUGUCCAUGUGUUAUUUAUUGCUCAGAUUAUUGUCGUGAAAGAUCAUUUGAUGAAUAUCAUGAUCAUGAGUGUAAUAUAUUGCCAUGUUUAGGUGAUGAUAACAUAGAUGAUAUUUCAUUAUUGACAGUCAGAACAAUCAUCAAAGCAUACAAAGAAUGUGGAAGUAAAAUUGAUAAAUUAAUGUCUACUUAUGAUAUCAAUGCUAAACCACCAACAGAAAAUGAAUUACUCAAGAGUGAUCAUGAUCCAAAUAAAUACUCGAGUAUUCAUAUGUUAUCGAGUGAAUAUAAUCCAACAAAAAAUAAAGAUAAUUCUAAAUACUUUGCUCAAAGUUUAAUUAUUGCAUAUCACAUGGGUGUUUCUAUUGGUCUUGUCAAACAUAACGAAACAUUAAGUGAAUUAAAAAAGUUUGAUAAAUUUAUGUAUCUAUUUGGAUUUAUAGAAAGAACUAUGAGAAUUAUUAUAUCGAACAGAGUUUAUCAUCGAUAUUUUGAUCGUUCUAAAGUUUCUAAGGACGUAGUUCUUAAUUCAAAAAUUAUUCCAGGUACGAUGCAUUUUAAACAGCAAUGUUAUACUGAUAUUAAACGUGUUAAUCAAGGUGAAUAUCAACUUAUUUAUACGUUGAAUGGAAUAAAAAAUGGUCAAACAAUUGGUGAUAAUUUUUUGUACAAUUUUUAUGAAAAAUGUCUUCAAGUACGUAGAGGUAUAGUUAAAUUGAUUUUUAAUUUUUGUUGCAAUUGUGAGGCUUGUAUUAAUGAUUGGAGUAUAGAUCAUUCAGAACCAACUGGAAUUAAUAAAAAUGACUUGGAAAAAAUUAAAGACGGUAUUUCAGAAGCAGAAAAAAGAAUUAUGAUUGCGAGUAAUGCGGCAAAUAAUUAUCUUCGUAAAAAUGAGAAAAUAUGUGAUGCAACAACAGAUAUCAAUAAUUUAAUUGAAAUUGUGGGAAAAUGUCAGAAGUAUUUGAAGCCAACUUCGGAAAUUUUUAUUAGAGCUAAAUCUACUUUAGCUCUGGCUUUAGAUUUGACUCAAGGACCUAUUCUUAUUCCAGAGUGA